CAACAGUAAACAUCUACAGUCUCAGUAAUCAAUCAAUAUACACUUCUGCCAUCAUUCACUUCCACACCGCACCAGCUUUCUCGUCGAUCGAACUAGAAAAAUGACCAAUUCUUAGGAGACAAACGAUCGGAUUCUAGAUCUCGACUAGCCUCGUCCUGCAGUGUGGCUGGUGCUGGUGCAUUCCCACUCUUCUCUACAAUGUCGCCUACUGCCGCCCAAUCAGCAAUCUCUUCUUGCAGGUUGCCACCAUUCAGUCUUUACCUGGUAGAUGAUGGACGGCUUCGUUUGUUCCCGUGAUUACUGUCCUCGUUCUCGUCGUGGUCGUUGUCGUCGUUGUCGUCGCUGUCCUUGGGGAUGAGAGGGAGCAGUAUAUCAACUGUUAUUCACUCACUCUCCUCAUCGGUCCGCCCUGCCUGAACGGUGCAGAAAUGCACUCGCACUCUGCGCUGUCCGAGUCAGCCACUGAACGCGAGCUCCUCAAAUAUCUGCCUCCCGUCUACUUUCGCGCCCAUCACCAGGACCAUAUUCCCAUUUCCUCCACUGAUCUGGCCCUUAAUGCUUUUGCUCAGCUAGGCGCUCUGCGUCUCAAUGCUUCCCGAUGCUACAUCUCCUUGUUCGACCGCAACUACCAGUAUGUCAUCGCUGAGUCGUCAAAGACCUUGUCUACCCAGAAUGACGCCGUCCACGAUACUGGCGAUGAGCUGUGGCUCGGCCAGACCAGGAUACCAAGACAUGCCGGUCCAUGCAGUCUUCUCGUAGACAGGGCCGCCACGCAAUCGCGAAAUGGUAAACUUGAAAGUCACAUGAACGUCGUCCCCGAUACCCACGCCUCCAAUACCUUUCAAGGCCAGGCCUUUCUUCCAGGUCUGAAUGACUGGAUUCGCUUCUAUGCCAACGUCUUGCUAGUCAGCCCAAGAGGCGCCAUCAUUGGCGCUUAUGCCGUUCUGGAUGACAAGCCUCACGAUCCCCUGUCCCACUCUGAGCUUCAAUACCUUGGAGAUAUGGCCAAAACCGUCAUGGACCAUCUGGUCUUGUCUCGGACGCGAGAGGAGAAUCGUCGCAUGGGCAAGAUGAUGACUGGUAUCGGUCAAUUUCUUGGUGGCUACGCAGGCUUGAAUGCCGCUCGGUCAGAUACUUAUGGGAAUACUGUGACUCCACAAUACCGCCAAUCUCGUCCCCAGCCUUCAAACGACUACUUCUCCUACCAGAAGCAGCCCAAUCAUGACCAAUCAUUGAGUAACCCCGGUCAAUGUUCGCCUCAGCAUUCGUCCACUUCAAACAAGUCAAAUAACUUGCCAUUCACUCCUGCACAGGAUGCCUCGACUCCCAACACGAUGGCUUCAACGCCUGCGCCUGGAAGUGAAGCUAGCGGUUCUGACAUUCAAGGUACAUUUUCGAGAGCGGCAAACAUCAUCCGGGAGAGCAUGGACAUGGAUGGGGUGAUGUUCUUCGAUGCUUCCAUCAAUUCCCACGGAGGCCUUCUUCGGACCGACGACUCAACAUCGUCCGACAUGUCGAAUAAGGAAGACUCCAAAGGGAACUCGUCGACUGAGGACUCCGAGAGCCGGGAUUCAAAUCGAAGCACCAUGUGUAAGAUAUUAGGAUACUCUGAACUACGAAAAUCCAGGCAACAUGAGGACGAGAUGCCCCAGACACCUGUUGAGACGCCCGAUGAAAGCACCGAACGAACUUUGCAUUUACCUCCACGACUUCGCGAAAAAGAUCUGCAAGCUUUGCUUCGCCGGUAUGCUCACGGGAGGAUCAUCAAUUUCGAUAGAGAUGGGAAGCCGUCAUCCGGUUCCAGCGACGGCGAGGGGCCAAAUACAUCUGCCACCGACAAGGAAGCUGAAAACAUGAUGGAAGCGAAUGCAGCCAAGAAGAGGCGCAAAAAAGCAUCCUCGGCCUCGUGCGACGCCAUCGUCGGGACUGCAGUGCCAGGUGCUCGUGGUGUGGCUUUCAUUCCCAUCUGGGACGCCCAUCAAGAGAGGUGGUACGCAGGAGGGCUGAUAUGGUCUACACGCGCAGACCAACUGUUGAUCACUAGCGAGCAUCUCACCUUUCUCAAGGCGAUGGCCUCCACCAUCAUGACUGAAGUAGCACGGGUCAAUGCUCUCAGAUCAGAUCGAAUCAAGGCCGAUGUCCUCCGCUCGAUAUCCCAUGAACUCAGAUCGCCUUUGCAUGGGAUCUUAGGCAGUGUAGAUCUGCUUGAGGGGAGUGCAAGAUCAGCCUUCGAAGUGGACAUGAUGCAUUCGAUUGAAACUUGUGGCAAAACUCUGCUUGACACAUUGGAUCAUCUCCUUGAUUAUACGAAAGUGAACCGUACGCUGCAUCUUCGGAAGCAUGGUGCCAGACUCGCGUCAGAGACUGGUUCCCGCUCAAUGGUUGCCUCUACGGAGAGAGCCAUACGUCUCGACCUAAUCACAGAGGAGGUAGUGGCUGCUGUGUCGUCCGGAUUCGCGGCUCAGAAGAGAUCAUCUGCACAGACUUCGACUUCGGAAAAGACAGGAAGAGGUCUCGACACGAGCGCCGAGUACCCCAAGAACUUUGCGCUGGAUGAUCUUACAGUCAUACUGGACAUUGACAAAAGUGUGGAUGCCGCCUUUUUGACCUCAGCCGGGGCAUGGAGAAGAAUUGUUAUGAAUAUCUUUGCAAACUCGCUCAAGUAUACCGAAAGAGGCUAUGUGAAGAUCAGACUCGUAGCAAAGGCCGCUCGUAACAGUACACAAAAGAAGUUGGUCUUGACGGUGACCGAUUCGGGCCGCGGCAUGUCCGAGGAAUAUCUGCGGCACAGGAUAUUCAUGCCAUUUUCUCAGGAAGACAAUCUCUCAUCCGGCACAGGCUUGGGACUCAGCAUUGUCAAACAGAUUGUCGAUUCAUGCAAAGGAAGGAUUGCUAUUGAGAGUAAGCAGGAUGUGGGUACGAAGGUUACGGUAUCAAUCAGUAUGCUGCAGUGUGCAAUCAAGGAUAUCGGCUCCGAUGGCAGGAAUGGGAGCCUUGACGACUAUGCCAUAGUCUCUGGUAGGACGCAAGAGAAGACUGUGUGUCUGCUUGACAGAGGCUGGAGUAUGAGUGGGGAGUCGAAAAUCCCGAGGGAGAGCUUGUCGGCUAUGAUAACGUCGCUCAGACAGACAUGCACUGAAUGGUAUGGUAUGCAUUUUCAUCUGGAAUCAGAAAGCCACGAUCGGAUCCAUGAUGUCUAUCUUGCCAUCGAAUCAUCGUCGGUUGUGGAGACAGAUAUCAACCGCCUUCUCGACCAUACCUUCCUUACCGUACCCAGCAGCAAACAGAAGCCGAUCCUGAUUGCGUUCUGCCAAUCGUCCGUCUCAAGAAAAGAGGCCCUGGAUCCUCUGCGGGAGAAACACCGAGACACCGUGGUGCUUGAAUACGUCAACCUCCCUUGCGGUGUAUACAGGCUGGGCAAAGCUUUGUCCGUUUGUUUGAAACGACAAAAUGAAGAGAUGAGUAAAGGAGGUCGUCCUUUUUUCAACCCUGUACAGACAGUCAUCCGCAUUGAUACGAUCCCAACCAAGCUCCCCGAGUCCAUGGAACACGCCCAACCCUACAACGACCUCUCAAACAUCACUGAGGAAAGCACUACUCGACCUCUGCCUCCUCAUACCUUCGAACCUGCUUCAUCUACCACCGCUAACAAAGAGAUCAACACCAACCCUGACAGCCCAUUCGUACCGAAAACCACCCCCUUCAACAGCCCAUCAACUCUCAACCCAUCCUCUCCAACCUCCCCCAGCUCCACACCGCCCCAAACUUUCCUCCUAGUCGAUGACAACCCCAUUAACCUCCGCCUCCUCGUCGCCGUCAUGAAGCGCAAGUCCGCCCCUCACAUCACCGCCACCAACGGCCAAAACGCAGUCGACCUCUACCGCGCCGACCCCACCGCCUGCCGCGUCAUCCUGAUGGACAUCAGUAUGCCCGUCCUGGACGGCCUGGCCGCUACUCGCCAGAUCAGACAGCUGGAGAAGCAGCGCGAUCUGCCGAAAUGCCAUAUCAUCAUGGUUACGGGCUUGGCAAGCGAAGAGGUGCAGCGUGAGGCGGAUGCGAGCGGCGCGGAUGGGUAUAUGGUUAAGCCGGUGCGGUGGAAGGAGUUGGAAAGGGUGCUUGGGGAGAUUGAAGGGGCAGCCGAGGAUGGAGGAUGAAGAGGGCGGCUUCAGGGGUGGACUUCUGAACUUGAGAAUGGGCGAUGCAGUGAGGAUGCAGAUCGAUGACUGCAUGUGACGGCGAGGUUUGAUGGAAGACCUCACCGUGUUGAACAGCGUCCGUCGCGCCGAACCAAGCGCUCACUAUCA
Pseudovirgaria hyperparasitica is the source of this 4304-nucleotide messenger RNA. RefSeq lists its product as uncharacterized. Gene Ontology annotation, molecular function: histidine phosphotransfer kinase activity; phosphorelay sensor kinase activity. The record is from RefSeq and is a predicted model, not a curated record. The transcript is spliced from 6 exons. Bases 429 to 4154 code for a protein of 1241 amino acids. Gene Ontology annotation, biological process: protein autophosphorylation; phosphorelay signal transduction system. Lineage: Eukaryota; Fungi; Ascomycota; Dothideomycetes; Acrospermales; Acrospermaceae.